AUGGAAGAAACUAUGCAUGUUUUGUUUACCUGCCCUUUUUCUAGGGCGGUUUGGAUGAUCAUACCAGGAGGAUCAGGUAUUUUAGCUGGAGUUCAUAGCAACAUUGCGACUGUUUUUGAAUCGUGGAUGAACGCAGUUCGACAAAAAAGCAGAAGUGAAAGCUGGUUAAAAUUGGCAAUGACUGUAUCAUGGUCAAUUUGGAAUGAAAGAUGCGAAGUCCAGUUUCAAAAAAAGAAGGCAAAUCCUGUUGAAGUUGCCAGAAAAGCCAUGAGCUUUGCUUCUUAUUUGGAUGGUCUUUACAAGAAGCAACAGGACAGAGUUGUAGCUAGACUUCCUAAAACAAAUACCUUGCAUUGGAAACCUCCUGUGUCACCUUUUUAUGUAAUAAACUGCGAUGCUUCUUAUGACAAAAACACUAAACUAACAGGAAUUGCUUUGGUGUUGCGUGAUUUUGCAGGGAACUGGUGGGGAUGCUCAGCAAAGUGCUAUGCAGGAGUAAAAGACUCCGAGCAAAUGGAAUGUCUGGCGUUUUCAGAGGCUGUCAAAUGGAGCAAAGCUUUGCAAGACGCUCAUGUAGUUUUGGAAACAGACUUACAAGGAAUUGAAAGCUACAUAGUGAAGAAAGCACCAGUGAUAGCUUGGGAAAAUGAAGACAUUCUAAUUGAUGCAAUUGACAGUUUGAAAAGUAUUCCUCAUUGGAUGUGUCAUUUCGUUCCUAGGUCUUGUAAUAAACCUGCUGACAAGUUAGCAAAGUUCAGUAGAAAGUAUAGAGUCAACAGGGUAUGGUUAGAUAAACCCCCUGAUAUUAUUGAAAGUCUUUUGAUUGCAGACACUGUAAUCUCUUUUGGUUAA
Molecule: messenger RNA, 852 nt
Organism: Papaver somniferum (opium poppy)
Lineage: Eukaryota; Viridiplantae; Streptophyta; Magnoliopsida; Ranunculales; Papaveraceae
Exons: 1
Coding region: 1-852 (283 amino acids)
Molecular function (GO): RNA-DNA hybrid ribonuclease activity; nucleic acid binding
Source: RefSeq, a predicted model, not a curated record